ACCGGCAUUUAGGGUUUGGGGCUCCGUCGACGUCGGUGUGUCCGGCGACCUUGCCCGCGCGCUCUUUCUUCGUUUGUUUUGUUUGUGUGUCUUGAUUGUUUGAGUGCCUCGCGACCUCGUCGUUGCCGAUUGCGAUCGAUCGCGGCGUGACAUGGGAGCUCCGCGAUUACCCCCGCAGCGACAUCGCCAGCCCUGCUCCCGCUCCUUCUCUGCUGCUGCUGCACCCUCACACUCACGCCCCUCCUGGUAACGCUGUGCGUGCCCUGAUCUGUUCGUGGUCUCUUCCUCUCGCUCUCGCUUCUUUCCGCUCUUCCGCUUUGCCUUCGCCAUGGGAGACUAUGGCGAUGCAUACAUGCGGAAGGAUGCCUCAGGUCCGCCGGGCCGCACCAAGGCGCAGAACCGCGCCACCGUUCAGCAGCUGAAACUGAUUGGGCAGAGCCAUCCAACUGGAUUGACUACGAAUCUUUUGAAACUUUUCGAGCCUCGGCCCCCUCUAGAAUACAAGCCCCCUCCAGAGAAGCGAAAAUGCCCCCCUUAUCUAGGUAUCGGGCAAUUCGUUCAGCAUUUUGCAGAGCCUGGAGAUCCCGAAUAUGCCCCUCCUGUCACUAAGGGAGAAACUCCUACACAAAGACGCGCUCGUAUUCAUCAGCUUCGAUUGGAGGAAGGAGCGAAGAAGGCAGUUGAUGAGUUAUCUAAGUAUGAUCCGACCAAUGAUCCAGAUAUAGAAGGAGAUCCUUACAAGACGCUGUUUGUUGCUCGCAUAAGUUAUGAAACGACUGAAAACAAGAUCAGGAGAGAGUUUGAAAGCUAUGGUCCUAUUAAACGUGUCCGACUUGUACAUGAUAAAACUUCAAAGGCUCCCCGAGGAUAUGCAUUUAUUGAGUAUCAGCACACUCGGGACAUGAAAACUGCUUAUAAGCAAGCUGAUGGUCGUAAGAUAGACAAUCGGCGAGUCCUUGUUGACGUUGAACGAGGUCGCACUGUACCUAAUUGGCGUCCUCGAAGAUUGGGUGGGGGUUUGGGGUCUACUCGGGUAGGAGGUGAUGAAGUGAAUCAGAAGUACUCUGGACGAGAACCGCAACUGGUUACAGCUGCAACAACCACCAGAUCAGAGGAGCCGAAGGCACGGGACGCUGUCAUGAGUCAUGAUGAUAGGGAUUUGGAUAAGCCGGACAAGCGAGAGAAGGAUCGAGAUUUUGAUCGAGAUCAUGAACGAACACGGGACAGGGAUGAUGACGGUUACCGUGAACGUGAUCGGGAGAAAGACAGGGAUGAUAGAGAGCGCGACAGUGAUAGACACCGGGAUCGUCAUCGCGAUCGCGGAGACCGUGAUCGUGGCACUCGAGAGAGAGAUCGUGGUGGUCGUGAUCGAGGACGAGAUUGGGAGAGGGAUCGUAUUGGACGGUCCCGUUCACGAGAAAGAGAGAGGGAGAGAGAUCGGUGAUUUGAAGUUAAUGGAUGGCUGGGCCCAGUUGACGUGGGUAGCAUCCUUCACUGCCCAUUGAUUUGGAGUCGCGCAAUGAUUUGACAUGGUCUCGAAGCUGCAGUCAAGACAUCUAUGAAUGAAGAUACCGAUCAUCUGUUGAGAGGGAAGUCUAGAGGAAUGUUUCUAUCAUGGCACUUUCAAGAAGAGAUUUUUGAGCACCUGUUUGAUGGUAUUCGUUACGUCCAAGACAAGUAUGUUUCGCAAUUAUGUGCCUCAUAUCUACCUUUUGAUUGCUUUAAUGGUUCAUCAUGAGUAGAUCCUUCAGUUGGCAUGCGCAGGGAAUCGACUGUGCAAAGUUGUAUCAACCAUGCUCGUAGAUAGUGAAGAGCUCAUCUUUCGGUUUUUUCUUCUUUUUUUUUCCUUUUUUUUAUUUUAUUAUUUUUAUCCUUUUUUAAAAAUGUAUUCAUUCUGCCAAUUUGUGUAACAAGGCUUACACUACUGUGACAAGUUUCCAAGUUUAAA
Messenger RNA from Physcomitrium patens, 1948 nucleotides. RefSeq names its product U1 small nuclear ribonucleoprotein 70 kDa. Gene Ontology annotation, biological process: mRNA splicing, via spliceosome. Lineage: Eukaryota; Viridiplantae; Streptophyta; Bryopsida; Funariales; Funariaceae. Gene Ontology annotation, cellular component: U2-type prespliceosome; U1 snRNP; precatalytic spliceosome. The record is from RefSeq and is a predicted model, not a curated record. Gene Ontology annotation, molecular function: mRNA binding; U1 snRNA binding.